Eucalyptus grandis is the source of this 1482-nucleotide messenger RNA. Its product is annotated as alpha-galactosidase 1. Bases 27 to 1292 code for a protein of 421 amino acids. Gene Ontology annotation, molecular function: hydrolase activity, hydrolyzing O-glycosyl compounds. The transcript has 15 exons. Gene Ontology annotation, biological process: carbohydrate metabolic process. The record is from RefSeq and is a predicted model, not a curated record. Lineage: Eukaryota; Viridiplantae; Streptophyta; Magnoliopsida; Myrtales; Myrtaceae.
UAGAGAGAGAGAGAGAGGGGACGAAGAUGGUGGGGAGGAAGUGGAGCGACGGCCUGCUUCUGGCCGUGCUGUUCGCGUGCGUUUGGUGGCCGUCGGCGGCCGGCGGGGCUCCGGGGGGAGCUGCCUCGAAGGCGAAGGUGGAUUUGAAGUCGUCCACGUACUUGCACUACAAGCAGGAGUACCGCAGGAACCUGCUCGCCAAUGGCCUCGGCCUCACUCCUCCCAUGGGGUGGAAUAGUUGGAAUCACUUCGCGUGCGUAAUUAAUGAAACGGUCAUUAGAGAGACUGCUGAUGCUCUGGUUUCUACCGGUCUUUCGAAGCUGGGUUAUGAGUAUGUCAACAUAGAUGAUUGCUGGGCUGAGAUAGCACGCGAUCACCACGGCAAUUUCGUAGCCAAGAAUACGGCAUUUCCGUCUGGCAUCAAAGCUCUUGCCGACUAUGUUCACAGCAAAGGUUUGAAGAUUGGAAUUUAUUCGGACUCCGGCUAUUUUACUUGUAGCAAGACCAUGCCUGGAUCACUUGGUCACGAGGAACAAGAUGCCAAAACCUUUGCAGCUUGGGGAAUUGAUUAUCUGAAGUAUGAUAACUGCAACAACGAUGGCACGAAGCCAACCGUCAGAUACCCUGUGAUGACCCGAGCUCUGAUGAAGGCUGGGCGCCCGAUUUUCUUCUCACUUUGCGAAUGGGGGGAUUUGCACCCAGCUCUAUGGGGCGCCAAGAUAGGGAACAGCUGGAGGACAACGAAUGAUAUUUCUGACACGUGGGACAGUAUGAUGAGUAGAGCUGACUUGAAUGAACCCUACGCAGAGCUUGCCAGGCCUGGUGGCUGGAACGAUCCUGACAUGCUUGAAGUUGGGAAUGGAGGAAUGACGAAGAACGAGUACAUGGUUCACUUCAGUAUAUGGGCUAUAUCUAAGGCCCCUCUUCUUCUUGGCUGCGAUAUCCGGAAUUUAAGCAAGGAUACUUGGGAAAUAAUUUCCAACAAGGAGGUCAUUGCAGUGAACCAAGAUCCACUCGGAAUUCAAGCCAAGAAGGUUCGGAGCGAAGGUGACCAAGAGGUCUGGGCUGGCCCUAUCGCUGGUUAUCGGGUCGCCGUGCUUCUGGUAAACCGAGGCACUUAUCGUUACGCAUUGACAGCCCGCUGGGACGACAUCGGACUUCCGCUAGAGACUGUUGCCGAAGCCAGAGAUCUCUGGGAGCACAAGACGUUGAAGAACACAUUUGUUGGGAACAUCUCGGCAACGAUUGACGGUCACUCUUGCAAGCUGUACAUUCUGAAGCCGGUCGGUUAGAGCGCUUCAAAUUUCCGGCGGUCAUGCCCUUUCCAGCAGAGCUGAUUCUUUUGAAAUCUCUUAGGAUUUUCUUUCUUUUGCCAUUUUUAGUCAUCUGAUGUCGCUCUUUCAAUUUGCUAAGAUCAAACCAAUAAGAGAGAGUGUACAUGUUUGCUUAUUUUGAAAUAAAGAGGAAAUUCAAGUUUCUCGA